AUGACUGCUGAUAAAUUCAUAUUUCACAAGAACUGUUUCUGCUGUAAGCACUGUCAGAAGAAGCUCAGGUAAGCUCUGCUCAACAGUAUAAACUAAUCAAACUCAUCGUCCAUCUUGAUUAUUCACCCAACCCUUGGUGAAUGUAAAUUCAUCAUCCACAGUCAAUUGUCAACGGGGACUCAAUCUGUCUGUCUGUCUGUCUGUCUGUCUGUCUGUUGUGUGUGUGUGUGUGUGUGUGUGUGUGUGUGUGUGUGUGUGUGUGUGUAGCAUGCACAGCUAUGCUCCGCUGUAUGGGGAGUUUUACUGUGUAUUCCACUACCAGCAGCUGUUCAGGAGGAAAGGGAACUAUGAUGAGGGCUUUGGCCACACCCAACACAAAGACCGCUGGCUGCAGAGAACCAACGAGACGCCG
Messenger RNA from Coregonus sp. 'balchen', 412 nucleotides. The record is from the annotation of a GenBank genome assembly. Lineage: Eukaryota; Metazoa; Chordata; Actinopteri; Salmoniformes; Salmonidae.